AUGGCGGGCGAGGAACCAGAUAUGGACCGUUUGAUGCGUGAGAUCGAAGAACGUCUCGUGCAAGCUAUAGACCUAGAAGAUGCAAGGCCGGGCCAGGCAGCGCGUUCACCGGCGCAUGGUGCGGCAGCGACCCUGACAGCGACCGAUUGGGAGGCCCCUUCCGAGCUUCCGCCGACGCAAUCCGCGUUGCCUGCUGAUGCGGCGAACGAUGGGACUUCACCACCAGUCUCUGCUUCAGCACCAGACAGUUUUAUAGCUCCUGAUCCCAAAGAUCUCCACGGAGUUCGGCCGUUCACAUCCGAGGGGCAGCAGGAAGUGGCGGCCGAAUCGACGGACUCGUCUAGCAGGCGCGCUGAUCAUCGCGCCGCCGAUCGCCAGCACUUAGCAUCCCCUCCAGGUCUGGAUGGUGCGGCAGCGCUCCAGCCCCCGCGCCAGACCAGGCAGCCAGAGUACGCAUGGUCCCCGGCGGGCUUGCUGUCCGCCCCUGGGCCCCGCCACCCCUUCUCCUACCCAGGGCGGCAUCCUCAGCAGCCCCAUCUGGUGCUCCCCAGCGCGUGCCACUGGUCGUUCGGAGAGCAGGCCGGCGCCCCCACAGCCCCCGCCCAGCCCUCCCACAGCGGAGCGCCCCUGCCGCUAGCGACGCACCACCAGACGGACGCCCGCGUGCAGCAGGCGUUCGGCGGCGCGGCACCGCCAGGGCUGGCUGCCGAGUACAGCGUUGCGAGGCAGGCAGCGCCUGGGCCAGGCUGCCGAGCCCCACCGCCAGGGUGCUUCGUGUGGCGCAGGCCAGGGUCCGAGCAGGCCUGGCAGGACGGCGGGGCGCCUCGCACCAGGGGCCCCUGCUUCCUGAAGCUGCUGGUGCAGAGAUACCGCGCUGGCGCCGUCAUUGGCCCCAACGGCCUAGAGAUUCAGAGAAUGCAGCAGAGGACUGGUUGCGAGAUCACCGUCUCCCGUGCCGACGACACUUUCCCCGGCACCGAUUGCCGCAUGUUGGUGGCCAGCGGCACGGAAGAGGAUGUGGGUCGAUUCUUAGAGAUGCAGAUCGAGUUCUUGGCGAGGCAGUCCAGGACCGACACCGACAACAUCGUGACCCUGAAUGUGGUGAUCCCGAGCUCAUCGGCUAGCGCGUUGAUUGGUCGCGGCGGCAAAGUGAUGCAAGAGAUGACUAGUCGAACGAGUUGUGCUUUCUCGAUCACAGAACGUGUCAAACAGCUGCAGGAGCGUAUACUCACCGCCAAGGGCUUGCCGUCCAACCUGCUGGUCGCCAUGAGAGAGAUCUCCCGCACGCUGCAGCAUGAUUCAAACAUCUCCAGUCACGCUGAUCUGCUGCAGUAUGAUGUCGACAUCGAGCCGGGAGCCUGGUACCGUGGGAGAGCUGAGCCACGGGAUCCCCAGAUGAUUCUGGUCCAUCCUGAGGACGCUGGGGCUCUUACCAAGCAUGAGCUCCUGGAGUACUUGCGCUCGGCUGCGCCGAUGGGGAUUCUGAUCGAGAACGGCCUCAUGGGGAAAUCCAGGAACGUGGUCAAGUCCAAGUGCGUCGCUGACAUACACGGCUGCGUGCAGCAGACGUGGGACGUGCGUGCUGGGCAGGGGCCUGGACGUGGCCCGAUCUGCAUUGUCCCUCCUGUAGGACUGCCGCUCGCACCUGGCCUUGUGAUCAGGUGA
Prorocentrum cordatum is the source of this 1665-nucleotide messenger RNA. Lineage: Eukaryota; Dinophyceae; Prorocentrales; Prorocentraceae. The record is from the annotation of a GenBank genome assembly.